Strongylus vulgaris is the source of this 636-nucleotide messenger RNA. The record is from the annotation of a GenBank genome assembly. Lineage: Eukaryota; Metazoa; Nematoda; Chromadorea; Rhabditida; Strongylidae.
UUGGUUUCUCAGAAAGUUUCAAAAGUUCGUGAUUUUUUUUCCUCUUUAGAGGCAAUUCUCGGGUCACCGCAUUCUAUCCUGUCGCAAGAAAAUGAACAAGCUGCUGAUUCAGAUAGUGACAUUGAGAUCCUUAGCGAUAGAAGUUCGCCACCUCAACUUGGAGCAUCUCAAUCUCCUCCUCAACCUCUACUAUCAAGGGAUGAGCGGGAGAUGUAUGAUGGUGAACUGACGCUUGUAUCUGAAGGAGACAAUGUAGAUGAUGAUGAUGACUCUGACGAGGAUGAAGAAAGCGAGAGUGACAAUAAUCAAGUUGAAGAGCAAUCUGAUGAUAGCGUAGAAGAAAUGGAUGAUUCGGAGGAUGAUGAUGAUGAUGGUGCUGCAGCUGAUUCAGACAGCAGCAGUGAAUCGGAAAGUUCAGAUUCAAAUUCAUCAGAUAGUGAUGACGAUGACGAUGAUAACCAUUUAACUCCUGAUGAACUUCUCACUCAUAUGCAUGCAGAUCUAGAUUCUAUUGAGUUAGCACUGACUGAUUUGGAACAGAUUUUCGAAAAUAACCGACGUGAACUACUCGCUGAAGAAUCCCAUCAGGAUUCUGAGGAAGAGGAUGAUGAGCCUGACGACACUGUAAUCAGGUAA